UUAUUAUUUAUUAUUUAUUAUCAGCCAAAUAAACAACCAACACUCUCUCCACAGAUCAAAAUCACAGCUCGCUUUACAACACACCAACAUCCUCCAAUAUCCCAAAUGAUCGUCGCUGCUUCUUCCAUCUCUCCUCUUCUUUACUCUUACUCCUUCUACCUACCGCUCUUCUUUCAUCAUCACUCCUCUGUUUCAGAUUCACACCCCUAUCAUGGCCAAGCUCGUCGUCCAUGUCCUCGACGCCGCCGGCCUCCUGUCCAAACACCCCCACUCUGCUAACCCCUUUGUUGAGGUCCAUUUUGACCACCAAAAACAGAGGACUCUCACCAAACACACACAUCUCGAUCCUUACUGGAAUGAGGAGCUUCUCUUCAACAUCUCCGAUCCUAAAGCUUUUCCCGACAAGACCAUCGAUGUGGUGGUUUAUAGCGAGAGGAAGUCAGGCCAUUGCCCGGAUUUUCUCGGCCGUGUCAGACUCUCGGGCAUGUCGGUGCCCCUUUCUGAACAGGAUGCUAAUAUUCAGAGAUGCCCACUUGACAGACGUGGCCUCUUCUCUAAUGUCAAAGGCGAUAUUGGGAUUCGAAUGUAUGUGAUUCACGACCAUGAAUCGACUAACAAGGACACGGGCGUCAAGACCUUCCACUCCAUAGGAGCAAAGCGGCCACCGCCAGUGGGGACACGGAUGGACUUUGCUCGAACAGGUCUAUCGGUGAUGACAGUAAAGCAUUUGCCAAUUCAAAUGCAGAGUCCAGAGUUCGCAUUGGUGGAGACCAGCCCGCCAUUACCAGCAAGGUUGCAGUCCGGUUACAGAGGAAAAGACAAGAUCAUCAGCACCUAUGACAUGGUGGAGCAGAUGCAUUUUUUGUAUGUAAACGUGGUUAAAGCUCAAGCUCUCCCUGCCAUGGAUAUUUCAGGGAGAUUAGACCCUUAUGUGGAAGUGAAAGUAGGGAGCUACAAAGGAGUUACAAAGUACUUGGAGAAGAACCAAAACCCAAUAUGGAAACAGAGUUUUGCCUUCCCAAAAGAGAGGUUGCAAGCAAACUUACUGGAAGUGACUGUGAAAGACAAGGAUUUGGUGAAGGAUGAUUUUGUUGGGAAAGUUGUCUUUCAUAUCCCUGAGGUUCCAUUGAGAGUUCCUCCAGAUAGUCCACUGGCUCCUCAAUGGUACAAAUUAGUGGACAAGAAAGGAAUCAAAGCCGAGUGGGAGGUGAUGCUUGCUGUUUGGAUGGGUACUCAGGCUGAUGAGUCUUUCCCGGAUGCUUGGCAUUCGGAUGCUCACAGCAUCAGCCAUGACAACCUUGCAAACACAAGAUCAAAGGUCUAUUUCUCUCCUAAACUCUAUUAUCUGAGAGCCCAUGUGAUUGAAGCUCAAGACAUCCCAUCAGAUAAAUCCAAACCUCCUCCAGACGCAUUUGUAAGAAUACAAUUCUGCAAUCAAGGGAAAGUAACCAGAUCUUCACAGAUGCGAGUGAUCAACCCAAUUUGGAACGAGGAGCUGAUGUUUGUAGCAUCCGACCCAUUUGAAGAUUUCAUCAUCAUUACUGUUGAAGACAGAGGAACAGGGGAGAUUCUAGGAAGAGUAAUCAUCCCAUCAAGAGAAAUUCCACAAAGAAUCGAGUCCACAAAACUCCCAGACGCCCGCUGGUACAAUCUCCACCACCCAUCCAUUGCUCAAACAGAGGGAACAGAGAAAAAAAAGGAGAAAUUCUCCAGUAAGAUCCAUGUCCGUCUCUGGAUCGACUCAGGGUACCAUGUUCUAGACGAACCAACCCAUUUCAGCAGUGAUCUUCAACCAUCCUCCAAAAUUCUCAGAAGGAACAGCAUCGGAGUACUCGACCUAGGGAUUUUAAGCGCUCGAAAUUUGCUUCCAAUGAAGAACAAAGAAGGAAGAACCACAGACGCUUACUGCGUCGCCAAAUACGGCAACAAAUGGGUUCGAACAAGAACUCUCUUAGACACCCUCGCCCCGCGCUGGAACGAGCAGUACACAUGGGAAGUUUACGAUCCUUGCACUGUAAUAACAAUUGGGGUUUUUGACAACGCUCACACAAAUGGAAGCAAAGAAGACGCAAAAGACCAGAGAAUUGGAAAAAUAAGGAUUCGAUUAUCCACAUUAGAGACGGACAAAAUCUAUACGCAUUAUUACCCCUUGUUGGUUCUUCAUCCAUCUGGCCUGAAAAAGCAUGGCGAGCUUCAAUUGGCUCUGAGAUUCACCUGCACGGCUUGGGCCAACAUGCUGACACUGUACGGGAAGCCAUUGCUGCCCAAAAUGCACUAUCUGCAACCAAUCCCAGUCCGACACAUUCAACUGCUCCGCUUCCAAGCGAUGAACAUAGUGGCUGCAAGGUUGUCUCGAGCAGAGCCGCCGCUUCCGCGGGAGGCAGUGGAGUAUAUGCUGCUCGACGUUGAUUACCACGUGUUUAGUCUCAGAAGAAGCAAAACGAAUUUCAAUCGCGUAAUGUCGCUUCUCUCAGGAGCCACAGCGAUUUACCGAUGGUUCAACGGUGUGUGCAUUUGGAGAAACCCUAACACGACCUGCCUCGUCCAUGUCCUGUUCUUGAUUCUCGUCUGUUAUCCCGAAUUGAUUCUUCCCACCAUCUUCCUCUACCUAUUCGUGAUCGGAAUUUGGAAUUACCGGUUCCGACCGAGGUAUCCACCGCAUCUGAACGCGAGAUUGUCGCAGGCGGAGCACGUUCACCCCGACGAGCUCGACGAAGAGUUCGACAGCUUUCCAACGACGAAACAUAUCGAUACGGUGAGAAUGAGGUACGACCGAAUGAGGAGCGUGGCCGAGAAAAUGCAGACGGUGGUCGGAGAUUUGGCGACACAAGUGGAAAGGGCACAGGCGAUUCUCGGGUGGAGGGAUCCGAGAGCCACAGCGUUGUUCAUCAUCUACUCAUUGAUGUGGGCAGUUUUCAUGUACGUUACACCGUUUCAGGUGGCGGCAAUUCUGAUCGGACUGUAUAUUCUUCGCCAUCCGAGAUUCAGGAGGAAUUUCCCGUCUGUUCCUGUUAAUUUCUUCAAGCGGCUGCCAUCAAAGGCGGAUAUGAUGUUACUAUGAGAGACGGCCCAAGAUCAUCAAUUAGUUCCAGAGAUCAAGAUAUUGAUAUCACAAAUAAUGAUGAUUAAUAUCUAAACUCUCAAGAUUAAUAGUCAUAAUUUUUACCACAAUCUAA
Molecule: messenger RNA, 3176 nt
Organism: Cucurbita maxima (winter squash)
Lineage: Eukaryota; Viridiplantae; Streptophyta; Magnoliopsida; Cucurbitales; Cucurbitaceae
Product: FT-interacting protein 1-like
Exons: 1
Coding region: 212-3061 (949 amino acids)
Source: RefSeq, a predicted model, not a curated record